Molecule: messenger RNA, 7623 nt
Organism: Knipowitschia caucasica
Lineage: Eukaryota; Metazoa; Chordata; Actinopteri; Gobiiformes; Gobiidae
Source: the annotation of a GenBank genome assembly
AUGGUGUGUUUUGUGGGGUGGUGUAUGGGUUGGUGGUGGGGUUGGUGUUGUUUUGGUUUGGUUUUUUGGUUGUGUGUGUUGGUGUUGUUGGGGGGUUUGGGUGGGGUGGGGUGGUUUGGGGGGUUUGGGUUGGUGGGGUUUGGGGUUGUUGGGUGUGGUGUUUGGGGGGGGGGGUUGGUGUGGGGGGUGUGGUUGGGGGAGUUGGGGUUUGUGAGGGGGGGUUGUGUUGGGGGUUUUGUAGGUUGGGGGGGUUUGGGGGGGGUUGGGGGGGGUGGGUUUUUGGGGGGUUGGGGGGGGGUUGUGGGUGUGUGGGGGGGGGUGUGGGUUAUGUGUGGGGGGGGGGGGUUUGGGAUUGGGUAUUUGGUUGGUGGGUUGAAAUUGUUGUGGGGUGGGGGGGGUGGUAAGUGGGGGUUGUAUUUUGAGGGUAGGUUGUUUGUUGUUUUAGUGGGUGUUGGGUGUGGGGGUGGGGGGGGGUUUGAGGGGGGUGGGAGGGGUGGUUGGUUGAAUUUUGAUUUGGGUUAUGGUGGUGUUGUGUGGGGGGGUUGGUUGUUGGUUGGUAGAGGGUGGUAUUGUAUUGAUUGGUGGUGUGGGUGGGUGGGGUUUGUGUUGGUUUUUGGGUGGUGUGGUUGGUGUGGGUGGUUUUUGGGUGGGGGGUUUGUUGUGUGUGGGGUGGUAGGGGUGGGGUGGGGUGGGUGGGGGGGGGGUGUGUGGGGUUUUUUUUUGAGGGUGGUGGUUGUGGGGGUUGUUUUGGGGGUGUUAUUAGAUUGGUUGGGGGGUUUGGGUGAUAUGUGGAAUUUGAGGGAUUAUGGGGUUGGGUUUGUGGGUGUUGUGUUUGUGGGGGUAGUGGGGGGUUUGUUUUUUUUUUGGUUUGGGUUUUUGGUUGGUGUGGGGGGGUUGGUUGUUGGGUUGAGGGUGUUUAUUAGGGUGGUUGGAUUUGGGUGGUGUUGUUUGGUGGUGGUGGGGGGGGUGGUGGGUUUGGUGGGGGUUGUGGUGGUGGUGUGUGUUUUAUUUGAUUGUUUUGGGUUGUGGGGUGUGGGUUUGUGGUUGGUUGUUGGUUUGUUGGGGGGGUGUUUUUGGGGGUGGUGGGGGGGGGGGGUUGUUGGGGUGAGUGGGUGUUGGGGGGUGGUGGUGGGUUUGUGGUUUUGGGUGAUUGGUGGGUUUUGUGGGGGUGGUUGUUGUGAGGAAGAGAAUGGGGUGGGUGGGGUGGUGUGGUGGGGGGGGGGUUAUGUUUUUUUGGGGGGGGUGGGGUGGUUGUUUUGUUUGUUGUAUUAUGGUGUAGGUUUUGGUAUGGUUGUUUGGUGUGGGUGGGUGGGUUGGUUGUAUUUUGUGGGGAGGUGUUUGGUUGGUGGUGGGGGGGGGUUGGGGGGUUGGGGGGGAGGGGUUGGGGGGGGAUUGGUGGGGGAUUUGGGGUGGGGGGUGGUGGUGUGUUUGGGUGUGUUUAGGUUUGUUUGUUUGUGGUUGUUGUGUAGGUGGGGUGGGGGGGUGGGUGGUGUGGGGGUGGGGGGGUGUUGUGGGUGUGUGGUUUUGUUUUGGUGUGGUGAGUUUGUUUUGGGGUUUUGUGUGGUGGUGAUGGUUAGGAUAUUUUUUUUGGGGUUAGGGGGUUUUAAAGGGUUUGAGGAGAUUUUUUGGGGUGGGGGUUGGGGUGGGUUGGGUGUUUGGUUGUUUGGGAUUUUAGGUUUGGGUUUGAGUGUGGGUGUGUGUUGGGGGUUGUGGGGGGGGGAGGGUGUAUGUGGUUGUUGGAGUGGUUUUGUGGUAGUGGUGUUGUGGAUGGGGGUGUAUUGUUGUUGUGGGUGGUUUGUUUUUGGGGUUGGGGGUGGGGUUGGUUGUUGGGGGUGUUUGGGGGUAUGGGUGGUAUUUUGGGUUGGGGGGUGGGUGUUUGGUGUGUUUGGGGGUUGGGGGUUUGUUGGGUUGGGGGUAGGGGUGGGUAGUGUGGUGGGGGGUUUUGUGUAUGGGGUGUUUGUGUGUGUUGGGUGGUUGGUUGGUGUUGUGUGGGUGGUGUGUGGGUUUGUUUUUGUGUGUUUUUGGAUGAUGGGGGGUUUGGUUUUUUGUUGGUGUUUGGGGUUGGGUUUGAGUGUGGGUUUUGGUGUGUGGGUGUGUUUUGGGGUGAUGAUUGUGGUUGGAGGGGUGUUUUGGUUGGAGUGGGGGGGGGUUUUGUGGGGUGGGUUUGGUGUGGGGUGGGGUGGGGGGGUGUGGGAGUUUGGGUGGGUUGGUAGGGGUGUGGGGUGUUUGUGUUGGUUGGAGUUUGUGUGGGUGUUUGAAGUAGGGGUAAUUUUGGUGUGUUUGUUGGUUUGUUUUGUGGUGGGUUUUGUUGGGGGGUGGGUUUGGUGUUGGGGUUGUGGUUGUUUGGUGUGGGUUUUGGUGUGUGGGUUUGGUGGUGGGGUUUGUGGGUGGGGUUGGUGGUGGUUUGUGGUGGGGUUUGUGUGGGGUUUGGUGUUGGUUUUUGGUGGUGAGGGGGUUUGGUGGGUGGGGUUGGUGUGUUUGUGUUGUGGGGUUUGGUGUGGGGGGUGGGUGGGGGGGGGGGGGGGGUGUGGGGUGUUGGGGUGGGGGUGGGGUGGGGUUUGUUUUGGGGUGGUUGGGGGGGGUGGGUGGGUGGUGGGGGGGUGUGGGGGUUGGGUGUGUGUUGGUGGGUGGUGGGGUGUGGUGGGGGGGGGUGUGGGGGUUGUGUGUGUGUGGGGGGGUUGUGUUGUUGUUGGGGUUGAUUUGUUUUUUGGGUUGGGGGGGGUUUGGUGUUGGGGUGGUUGGGUUGUUGGUUGGGGGGGGUGGUUUGGUUGUUGGUUGUGGUGGUGGGUGGUUGUGGGGGGGGUUGGGGUGGGGUUGUGGGGGGGGGUUUGUGGUGUGGUGGGGGGUUGUGGGGUGGGGGGUAGUUUUUGGGGGGGGGGGGGGGGUGUGUUGGGGUUUGGGGGGGGGUUUUGGGGGGGUUGGUUGGUGUGUUGGGGGGGGGGUGGUGUGGGUUGGGUGGGGGGUGGGGGGGGGGGGUGUUGGGGGGUGUGGUGUUGGGGGGGUUGUGGUUGGGGGGGUUUUGGGGGGGUGGGUUGUGGGUGGUUUGGGGUGUUGUGUGAGUUGGGUUGUGUGUGGUUUGGGUGUUGGGUUGUGUGGUGUGGGUUGGUGGGUUUUUGUUUGUGGGUGGGGUGUGUGGUGUUUGUGUUUUGUUUGUUGGGGGUGGUUUGGUGUUUGGGGUGGUGUGGUGUUGUUUUUGGUUAUGUGUUGUUAGGUGUGGGGGUGUUGGGGUGGGGAGGGGUUGUGGUGGGGUUUUUGGGUUGGGUUUGUUGGUGUGUGUUUGGGUGGGUGGGGGGGGGGGGGUGGUUGUUUUGUUUUGGAUUUGGUGGGGGGGGUGGGGGGGGGGGGGGUGUGGGGGGGGUGGGGGGGUGGUGUGGUGGGUUGGGUGGGUGUUUUGGGGUGGGUGGUUUGGUUGGUUUGUGGGGUGGGGGUUGGGGUGUGGUUUUGGGGUUGUGGUGGGGUGGGGGGGUUUUGGGGGGGUUUGUUUUGGGGUGUUGUGUGGGGGGUGUGGGUGGGGUUUGGGGUUGGGGUGGGUGUUUUGUUGUGGUUGGGGUGGGGGGGUUGGUGGGGGGGUUGGGGGGUGUGGGGGGUUUGUUGGGGGUUGGUGUGGUUGUGUGGUGUGGUGUGGGGUGGUUGAUUGAUUGGUGGUGGUGUGGGGUGGGGGUGGGGUGGUUGGAUGGUUGGGUGUGGGGUUGGGUGGUGGGGGGUGUGGUUGGUUUUGGAGUUGUGGGGGGGUUGUUUUGGUGGGUGGGUGGGGGGUUGUGGGGGGGGAUGGGGGUGGGUGGUGGUUGUGUGGUUGGUGUGGUUGUGUGUGUGGUUGGUGUUGGGUGGGGUGGGGGUUUGGUGGGGUGUUGUGUGGGGGUGGGUGGGUGGUGUGGGGGUGGUGGUUGUGGUUGGGGUGGGGGUUGUGGUUUGGUUUGGGUGGGGUUUGGGGGGUGGGGUGGGUGUUGUGGUAGUUGUGUGGUGUGUUGGGUGGUGGUGUUGUUUGUUGUGGGGAGUUUGGUGGGGGUGGGGGUGUUGGGUGUUGGGGGGGGGAUUGUUGGGUGGGGGGGGUUUGUUUUUUGGGUGUGUUUUGUGGGGGGGUGUGGUGGGGUGUUGGGGUGGGUGGUUGUUGGUGGGGUGGGGGGGGUGUGGUGUUUGUUUUGUUUGUUUUGGUUUGUUGUGUGGGGGUUUGGGUUGGUGGUGUGUAAGAGGUUGUGUGGUGGUGUGUUGGGGGGGGGGGGGGUUUUGGGGGUGGUGGGUUGUUGGUUUUGGUGUGUAGGUUUGGUUUGGGGGGGGGUGUGGUGGGGUUUGGGGUUUUUGGGGGUGGUGUUAGUUGUGGGGUUGUUGUUUGGGUUGGGUGGUGGGGUUGUGUUGGGUGGUGGGUUUGGUGGUGUGUGUGGUGGUGGGGGGUGGUGGGGGUUUUGUGGUUGUUGGGUGGGUGUGGUGGGGGGUUGUGGGUGUGGUGGGGUUUGUGUGGUUUGGGGUUGUGGGGGGGGGUUGGUGGGGGGUGUUUUUUGUGGGGUGGGGGGGGGGGGGGGGGGGGGGGUGUUGGUGGGGGGUGGGUUGUGUUGGGUUUGUGGGGGGGUUGGGUGUGGGGGGGGGGGGGGUGGGGGGUUGGGGUGUGGGGGUGGUUGGGUGGUUGUUGUGGGUGGGUGGGUGGGUGGUGGGUGGUUGGUGUGGUUUGUGUGGGGUGGGGGUUUGUUAUUUUGUUUGUGGGGGGGUUGGUGGGUGGGGGGGGUGUGUGGGGGGGGGGAGUGUGUGGGGUUUGUGGUGUGGGGUGGGGGUGUGGGGGUGGUUGGGUGUGGGGGGGGGGGGGGGGGGGGGGGGUGGGGUAGUUGGUGUGGGUGGUUGGGUGUGUGGUUGGGGGGGGGUGGGGGGGGGGUGGGGGGUUGUGUUUGUGGGGUUGGGGGGUUGUUGGGGUGGGGGGUGGGGGGUGGGUGUUUGUGGUGUUGGGGGGGGUUGGGGGGGGGGGGGGGGUGUGUGUGGGUGGGUGGGGGUGUUGUGUUUUGGGUGUUUAGUGUGUGGGUGUGGGGGGUGUGUUUGGUUGGGGUUUGGGUUUUUUUGUGUGUUGGGGGGGUUGUGUUUUUUUUUUGUUGGGUGGGGGGUUUGGUUGUGGUUUGUUUUUGUUUGGGGGGUUGGUUGGGUUUGUGGUGGGUGUUUUGGUGUGUGGGUUUGGUGGUGGGGUUUGUGGGGGGUGGUGUGUGUGGUGGGUGGGGUGUUUGUGGUUGUUUAUGUUUUGGGGUGUGGUUUUUGUGUUUUGGUGGGGGGUGUGUGUUUGUUAUUUGGGUGUGGUUGGGGGGGGUGGUGGGGGGGGGGGGUUGGGGGGGGUUGGGGGGUGGGGGGUGGGGGUGGGGGUUGGUUGGGGUGUUGUUGGGUUGUUGGGGUGUGUGGGGGGGUGAUGGGAUGUUGGGUGGGGGGGGGGUGUGGUUGGGGGGUGGUUGGGGGGGUGGUUGUGGUGUGUGGGUGGAUGGGGGGGUUGUGUUGUUUGGUUGGUGGUUGUGUUGUGGGUUAUGUUUGAGUUUGUGUGGUUGGUGUUGUUGUGGUUGGGUGUUGUUAGUGUUGGGGGGGGGGUGGGUUGGUUUGGGGGGGUGGGGGUGGUGUGGAGGGGGUUUGGUGGGGUGGGGUGUGUGUUGUGGGGGGGGGUGGGGUGGGUGGUGGGGUGGGUUUGGGGGUUUUAGGUUGUGUUGGGUUGGGUGUUUGGGGUUUGUUUGGUUUGUUGUUGGGGGUAGGGUGGGUUUUUUUUGUUUUUGGGGUGUGGAGAGUGUGAGGGUGUGUGUGUGUGGUGUGUGUGUGUUUGUUGGGUGUGUGUGUGUGGGUGUGGUAUGUGUGGUUGUGUUUGGUGUGGUUUGUUGUUGUGUGUGUGUGGUUGUGUGUGGUUUGAGGUUGUGUGUGUGUGUGUGUGGUGUUGUUGGUGUUUUGUGGAGUGUGUGGUGUGUGGGUGUGUGUUGGUGUGUGUGGGUGUGUGUGGUUGUGAGGUGUGUGUGGGUGUGUGUGUGUGUUGUGGUGUUGUUGUUGUGUGAUGGUGUGUGUGGUUGGUGUGUGUGUGUGGUUGUGUGGUUUGGUUGGGUGUUGUUGUUUGUGGUUGUGGAUGGGGAUUUGUUUGUUUUUGGGUUUGGGUUGGGGUGUUGGGGGGUUUUGGUUGGUGGGGGUUUGGGUGGGGUGGGUGUGGGUGGGGUUGGGUGGUUGGUUGGGGGGUUGGGGGGGGGGGAGGUGGAGGGGGUGGUGUGUGGGGUGGGUGGUUUGUGUGGGGUGGUGUGGUGUUGGGGGUUGUUUGGGUGGGGGGAGUGGGUGGUGGGGGGUGGGGUUUGUGGGGGGUUGGGGGGGGUUGUGGGGGGGGUGUGGGGGGUGUGUGGGUUGGUGUGUUUAGUGGUGGGGGUAGUUGGUUGGGUUGGUAUUGAUGAUUGGGGGUAUUGGUAUUUGUGGGGUUGUUGGGGUGGGGUGUGGGGGGGGUAUGGGUGGUUGGGGUGGGGUUGGUUUGGGGUGUUGAUUUGGUUUGGGUGGUGGGGAUUGAGUGUGGGGUUUUGUUGGGUUUUGUGUGAUGGUGGGUGGAUUGGUGAGGGGGAUGGAUAUUUGGGGGGGGGGGUGGGGUUGGGUUGUGUGGGUGUGGGUGGGGGGGGGUGUUGGGUUGGGUGGGGUGGGUGGGGGGGGGGGUGGUGUUGUGUUUGUUUUGGUGUGUGGGGUUUGGGGGGGUUGUGUGGUUGGGGUGUUUGUGAUGGGGUGUGGGGUUUGAUUGGUUGGAUGGUGGUUUUGUGGAGGAUGGGGGUUUUGGGUGGUUGUGGUGUUUGUGUUGGUUUGUGUGGGGGGGGUGGUUGUGUUGGGUUUAUUGGUGUUGGGGGGUUGUGUGGGGUGGUGUUUGGGGGGGGGUUUGGGUGGUGUUUGGUAGUUGGGGGUUGUGGUGUGGGGUGUUUGGGUUUUGGGUGGUGGGGUGGGUGUGUGGUGUUUUGGUUUGGGGGGUGUGUGGGUGGUUGGUUGGGUGGUGUGAUGUGGGGGGGGGGGUUUUUGGGUGGUGGGGGGGGUGUUGUUGGGUUUUUUUGUGGUAGGUUGUGUGUGUGUUGGGGUGUGUUGUGUUGUUGUUGUGGUGGGGUGGGGGGGGUUGGGGUGGGUGUGGUUGUGGUGGGGGGUGGUGUUGUGUGGGGUGUUUGUUGGUUGGUUUGUUUGUGUUUGGGUUGUGGGGUUGGGGGUGGUGGGUUGUUUUGUGUGUUGGGGUGGUGGGGGGGGGUUUGUUGUGGUGAUGUGGGGGGUGUGGGUGUGGGUGGUGUGUAUGUGGUUUGUUUGUUGGGUGAGUGUUGUUGUGUUUUGUGGUUGGUUUUGGUUUGUUUGGGGGGGGGUGUGGGGGGGAGGGUUUGGGGGGGUUGGUGUGGGUGGGGGUGGGUGUGGGGGUGUGGGGUUGGGGGGUGGGUGGGGGGGGUUGUUGGUUUUUUGGUGUUGGGGUGGGGUUGGAGGAGUUGGUUUUGGGUAAUUGGUUGGGGUUGUAGGGUGUGGGGGGUGGAUUGGGGGGGGUGGGGGGGGUUGUGGGGGUGUUGUGGGGGGUGGGGUGUUGUGUGUUGGUUUGUGGUUGUUUUUGUUGGGGGGGUUUAUUUUUUUGUUUGUGGUGGGUGGUGUUUGGUUUGGGUUGGGUUGGGUGGAUUGUUUGUGAUUUGUUGA